Messenger RNA from Triplophysa dalaica, 2309 nucleotides. RefSeq names its product protein SDA1 homolog. NCBI's taxonomy places the organism in Eukaryota, Metazoa, Chordata, Actinopteri, Cypriniformes, Nemacheilidae. The transcript is spliced from 22 exons. The coding region runs from base 131 to 2188 and encodes 685 amino acids. The record is from RefSeq and is a predicted model, not a curated record. Gene Ontology annotation, biological process: ribosomal large subunit biogenesis; ribosomal large subunit export from nucleus. Gene Ontology annotation, cellular component: nucleolus.
CCUAACAGCUUUCCGUAGUUCGCUGACAACAUGGCGACUACCCUGUGAGCCACGCUGGUGCUGGAGUAAACGCAUAAAGCUAAAUAAACGCACGUUUCUAAAGCUUUGAUUAAUAAGAAAUUAGUUAAAGAUGUCGUCUCGACACAAUAACAAGUUACCGACGAACCUCCCGCAGCUGCAAAAUCUAAUCAAGAGGGAUCCGAAGUCUUACGCGGAGGAGUUCUUGCAGCAGUAUCGUCAUUAUAUCUCAAAUGUCGAGAUAUUUAAACAUCAGCCGGAUAAACCCAACAAAGAUCUGGCUGACCUGGUCAUGUUUCUGUCUCAAGUUGCACACUGUUACUUGGAAGAGCUGUCAAAGUUCCCGCAGGAGCUCACACAGCUUCUCUUAAACCACCACACAGUCCUGCAUCCAGAUCUUAGAAUGACGUUUUGUAGAGCCCUCAUUCUCCUGAGAAACAAAGAUCUGAUCAGCCCCACCAGUCUUCUGGAGCUGUUCUUUGAGCUUCUGCGCUGUCACGACAAACUGCUGCGAAAGACUUUAUACACGCAUAUCGUGACUGAUGUCAAAAAUAUCAAUUCCAAGCACAAAAACAAUAAGUUGAAUACGAUCUUACAGAACUUCAUGUACACCAUGUUAAGGGAUUCGAACCCAAUCGCUGCCAAGAUCUCUCUUGAUGUGAUGGUUGAGUUGUACAGAAGAAACAUCUGGAAUGACGCUAAAACUGUCAACGUCAUCACCACAGCGUGUUUCUCCAAGAUUGCGAAGAUCCUUGUAGCUGCGUUGAAGUUCUUCAUUGGAAAAGAUGAAGAUGAAGUGAAAGACAGUGAUUCUGAAUCUGAGGAUGAAGGGCCAACAGCCAGAGAUCUUAUGAUAAGAUACUCCACAGGCAAGAAGUCAUCCAAAAAUAAGAAGAAAAUGGAGAAAGCCAUGAAAGUUCUUAAGAAACAUAAAAAGAAGAAAAAGGUUGAGGUCUUCAAUUUCUCCGCUAUACACUUGAUACAUGAUCCCCAAGAUUUUGCAGAGAAGCUGUUGAAGCAGUUGGAGAAGUCAAACGAGCGCUUUGAGGUGAAGAUCAUGAUGAUGGAGCUCAUCUCUAGGCUUGUAGGCAUUCAUGAGCUUUUCCUGUUUAACUUCUACCCGUUUGUCCAGCGGUUUAUUCAGCCACAUCAAAGAGAGGUGACUAAGAUUCUGUUGUGUGCUGCUCAGGCCUCUCAUCAACUGGUUCCUCCAGAGAUCAUUGAGCCUGUUAUCAUGACCAUCGCCAAUAACUUUGUAACAGACAGAAAUUCUGGUGAAGUCAUGACAGUCGGAAUCAACGCUAUCAAAGAACUGGUGGCCCGGUGUCCUCUGUCUAUGUCUGAAGACCUUCUGCAAGAUCUGGCACUGUACAAAACCCACAAAGAUAAAAAUGUCGUGAUGUCAUCCAAAGCUCUUAUCCAGCUCUUCAGAAGUCUGAAUCCACAGAUGCUACACAGAAAAGACAGGGGAAAGCCCACAGAAUUUUCCAAAGAGGCCAAGAUUCAGAGUUACGGUGAACUGGAGGCCAAAGGCUACAUCCCUGGAGCUGAAGUGCUGGAGGUGGAAGCGAAUGCAGAGGAGGAAGACGGUCAAGAUGGCUGGGAAAUCGCCAGCAUGAGUGAAGGUGAUGAUGAAGAUGGAGAAUGGGUGAAUGUGCAUCACUCCUCCGAUGAAGAUCAGACAGAAGUGACUGAGAAAUUGCAGAGUAUCCCGGAGGACGAGCGGAAAGCUAAAGCCACCGAGGUCAGCGGCAGCCGACUCCUCACGCAAGAGGACUUCAAAAAGAUCAAAAUCGCCCAGAUGGCCAAAGAGGUCAACGCUGCACCUGGCAAGGGUCAGAAGAGGAAGAACGUAGAGAGCGAUGAAGAAAAUGAGAGAGGUGAGAUACUUAGUCUGAGGGACAUUGAACGUCUUCACAAGAAACCCAAAUCUGACAAAGAAACUCGACUGGCAACAGCCAUGGCUGGCCGACCAGACAGGAAGGAUUUCGUGAGGAAGCAUAGUAAACUGAACCCGUUUGCCAGCACCAGUAACAAGGAAAAGAAACGAUCGAAGAACUUCAUGAUGAUGAGACACAGCCAGAACGUGAGGACCAAAGGCAAACGCUCCUUCAGAGAGAAGCAGAUGGCAUUGAGAGAUGCUCUAUUGAAGAAGAGAAAACACAAGUAACGAGUGGUCUGGGCGUGAGCUGUGAGGACCGUUCUGUGUACAGAAGAUGCUUGUGAUAUAAAGAGAUCUGGGUUGUCCUGAACACCAUGUUGUCUUUUAAAUAAAUAUUUAAAAAAAGAAA